AUGGCCAGUUGUGCGUCGCCUAGAGCGGAUCUGCAGCAGUUGUGUCUCGCCGACGAAGCUGCGAUGACUUUCUCGGUUUCUCAAGAACCCUUAUUACCAAGAGCUGCUAUUAUUCCAGUGUCAAAAGAUCCUUUAACUCUUCAGUACGUGACUCACGUUUUCCUGGGUGAAAGAUUUGCCCCAGUUAAGCUUGUUGUUGAUGUUAAUGGUCCAUUUCUGUGGGUUGAUUGUGCUUCUAUCCCUCUGUCUAAAUCUCAAAAUCCCAUAAAAAGUUGCUCACUUGAGUGUUCAAUGGCAAAAUCCAGUGCUUGUACCAUGUCUUUUGGCACCAAGAGCUGUACUCUUCAAUCUGAAAAUCCCAUUACAAGAAUGAUUACAUCAGGAAAUUUGGCUGAAGAUAGAAUUUCUAUGGAGUUUGAAGAUGGGGUGAAUUCAGGCGGCAUUGGUGGUUGUGCUACUGUUGGUGGUGCGGUGGUUGUGGGUGGAUAG
Messenger RNA from Fraxinus pennsylvanica, 489 nucleotides. The record is from the annotation of a GenBank genome assembly. NCBI's taxonomy places the organism in Eukaryota, Viridiplantae, Streptophyta, Magnoliopsida, Lamiales, Oleaceae.